Cladocopium goreaui is the source of this 1056-nucleotide messenger RNA. NCBI's taxonomy places the organism in Eukaryota, Dinophyceae, Suessiales, Symbiodiniaceae. The record is from the annotation of a GenBank genome assembly.
AUGCUCUCUACUGGGCACCUUUCGGAGCCGGGUGAGGACUACAAUGGAAAUUUGUCGGUAGUUGCUUCAAGGCGACUUCUGCGUGAACAAGCUGCCUUAAAUCAAGAAGGGCUAGAAACGCAGGGCAUCUUCCACCACUUCUAUGAAGAGAGACCCCACCAGGCUGUUGCAGCAAUACUUGGCCCUGAUGGGACGCCUUAUGCUCGCAGUCCAUACCUCUUUGAGUUUACCUUUCCGAACACAUAUCCGAUAAAACCACCUCAUGCGAAGCUUCUCACUGGCGACGGGAGAGUCAGAUUCAACCCUAACCUCUAUGUGAAUGGAAAGGUUUGCCUUUCGAUCUUGGGUACUUGGGCAGGGCCGUCCUGGACUUCGCUCACAACAUUUCGGACAGUCUUGCUCUCAAUCCAAUCUUUGCUAUGUGCCAAUCCAUUACAAAAUGAGCCCGGGCAUGAGCACGAGACUGGCAGUGACUGUGAAUUGUAUGCUGCAAUGGUUCGCUAUGAGAGCUUGGCUAUUUCUGCCCUGCAACUGGGAAGAACUCUGCCACCUUCUUGUGAACCUCUGCGAGCAUUGCUUGGUGGUGUCUUCCUGUGCAAUUAUCCAGUGUACUGUGAAAUCCUGGCCGGCUACUCAUGCUGCGAGGGCUCCAGGGACAGGUGUCCCUUAUAUGGCUUUGUGACCAAGUAUGCUCCAAGCCUUGUGAAGGGGCAGUUGGACGAUUUGCAGGCAAGUCUGUUGCAUCAGCCUGAUGCUGUGCAAAUGGCUGAAGAACUACGGCACAAUGCCUUACCGCUUUGUUUGCCAGCGGAGCCAGUGGCUGCUGCAGUCGCUGCGGAUAUUGAAUCGGUGGGCUCCGACAUAUCUCCGCUGCAGCCCGGACAUGGCGCUCCUGCGCGAGCGGUUCAUGUGGCGCACGGCCUGUGGCGAGUUGGCCCUGCAGCUCGGCGCUUCCUGUGUCGCUGCUGCCUGGUGACCCUUGUGGCUUCGGGAAUUGGAUCUGCUGUGGCACUUGCCAUCACGCUGGCAGAGAAUUCCUUGUCGCGCGGAAGGUAG